CGCAGCUUUGGCUAGAGGCUCGUUUUUCGUUUCAUUCAUGGAGGAUGUUUAAAAAAAUGUCAUUGUCAUGUCUGAUGAUCGUAAAUUAUCUAAUAACGUGGAGAGCAAAUGAAUAGUCCUAAAGGGAAGGAAGGGAGAGGAGAAGAAGAAGAAGAAGGAGAUUAUGUGCAAGAUGGAGCGAUGGUAUCACCAAGCUAGAAAUGGAUUCGCAAGAACAGCGGCAGCUGCUAAAUCAGAUUGGUAUUUAAUUAAUACAAAAAUGCAACUAUGUGAUAAAAAAUUACCUAUACAGAAACCAUAAAAAAUAGCAGUCGGUUCAGACCAAUAGGUAGGAGGAAGGAUAGUCAGUUGGCAGACGGUUUUAACACCAAUGAAGGUAUUGGGUAUUUAUUUGGAACAUUCAUUUGAAACGGGAUUGUAUAUAAUAUACGCUAGGCGCAUUAAGUAGAUUUGCCGAAAGAUUUCAAUAUUACAUUUAUGUUGCUUAAAUUGUAAUUUUGUUAUAUUAUUGUAAUUAAUAUAUAGAAUCCCAUUUCCAAAUAUGGUUUAUUAGGCAACCAUUUCAUUGAAGAACUUUUUACUAAGUUCAUUUUUGUAACUAGAAAAGAGAAUAAAUGGAAUUGAAAAGAAUUGAAGCUGAUGAUACCAUGGAAACCAUUUUUUUUAUUAAAGGAAGGAACGGUAUAACGGCACAACUACAACGCGAGUGAAUAUUUAUAAGUCCUAAUCCGCACUGAUGGAAACGUUCAAUGGUGUAUUUGGUUAAUCCAAAAGAUGUAAGCAGGGGGAUAUAUGGUGUACGAUUUAAGAGCUUUUAAGAGCCGUGGCAAGAAUAAGGCAAGUGACGCGUAAGAGCGUUACUUGACAGCAGAAGUCGCAAAAGUCUGACCGUUCGAUCAUUAUAAAUAACUAUUGCGCUUUUUUGAACGCGAAAGAAAUACGAAACAUGGCGAUGUUUAUGUUAAAAGUCGCCGAGGCGCUGACUUGCUUCCGAACAUGUGGGCCAAGUAUCAAAUUUUAUUAUAAAUAGCGUUAGGAAAACAGUUGAAAGAUGGUGAACGCCCCUCCAAUUAGAAAGUUUUCAUAUAUAGAUUGCCGCCGGCAGCUUAGGAUGCAUACGGAUUUUUUCCUUUGUUCUCACAGAGUUUUUCGGGUCAUUUAUAUGAAAUUGAAGACAGCGUAAGGUUAAGACAAUUUAUCUAUCUCAUUAUGUACGUGCAUUUACUAACAAUGGUAUGCGUCGCCGGUAUACAUGUGAUAUUCGGGGGCAUGUUAAUAAAAUAACCGUUAUGGCGUAAACUACGCCUUCCAUAUAAUUUGAAAUAAUUGAUUAACACAGAUUAUUCAGUAAAAUACCCAAUUAUCAUGGCGUAUAUUCAGCGUAUUUGUCCGGCAUAUGAAAAUAUAUUGUAGUGCAGACUAUUUAUACGGUCAGAAUAACAUUUGGUUAGUAUUUGGAAAGCGUAUUUAACCAGUUUUGAAUCUCAGAUAAUAUACAAAUAAAUUAAACAGUCAAUAUUUGUAUAGGGGGGUAUUUUGUAGCAGGUGUAAAAUUUUAUUUCCUUUUCUUACCAACAGAUAGAAGAUUAUCUUCUAACUCAAGAAAAGAACAAGAAAAAUUAAAAACUUAUUUAUAUCUUCAAUAUUUGUCACAUGUGUCAAAAGUUCCUGUAAUAUCAAUAUAGGUCGGACCUCUAUAUAUCUACUAGCCUUAUGGAAAAACUCCAUAAAAAAAUUAUAAUAUAUUAUAAUCAAAUUUGGAAAUAUAUUAUAAGAAACACUAAAAACACUUUUAUUAUUUCCUUUAUCGCUUUUGUUUUAAUACACGGAUAUCGUUAUAAAACGACAAACGAAAACCAACAAACACAUUUUAUAUUACAAACACGUACGAUAUAUUUUGAUAUUGUAAAGAGAUGACUGGCCUGAAAGGUCUGUCAAAGCGUUUAAACGAAAAAAAUUGUCAGCGAACUUGGUCAUGCACGACCGAAAGAGUUGAGAAUCGAUCAUGCGAGAAGACUGAACGCUCGAAAAAUUGAUCUAUGGACGCUUUCUGCACCGCUGUGUCCAAUUAAGGGCGUUAUGGUAAUUAAAAGUCAAAUAUAACUUCACACAGGUAUGCAUUUCGCGUUGGACAAAUAAAUAAACACAACUGCACUAAAUGUAACCCAGAACAUGCUUUUUUAAAUGUAAAAAUUAAUAUUGUUCGAUUACAACGUCUUAGAUAAUAUUAAUGAUAUGUGCGAUGGUGGUGUAAUGGUCAGCAUAGUUGCCUUCCAAGCAGUUGAUCCGGGUUCGAUUCCCGGCCAUCGCAUAAUUAUUUUUUGCCAGAAUGUCUUUAUUCAUGAAAUAGUAUUGUCUUACUUAAUUUGCUGCAAUUUUCUUACAAAAAUUCUCUAUUUAUUACUGUUUUAAUUUGCCAACAAAGAUGGUAACAAAGAAAUAGGUUUCAGAAAUGAUAAUUACUGAAAUAUGAGAAAUGGGUCUAGAAAUUCUCUUUAGCUAUAAAGAAUACGUUCAUUUUUUAUUUAUAAUUUACAUUUACUUGGAAUCUCCAUUUUCUUUUAAAAUUGUAAGGAAAAGGGUAUCUUAAAUAUGUAUUAUUAUAUUUCUAAGUAAAAGUAGUCGAAAGGAUAAAACUAACCAAAAAUAUUUACAGGAUGAGUCAACGAUAAAGUUGUGAAGAUUGCUAGGAUGCAUAGAUUAAUAGUAUAUUAUGCAACAAGUGCGGUAAACGGCAUUUUACUCGCGAGUUUAUUUGACACGAGCGGAGCGCAGCGUGUUGCAUACUAUACUUUUUCUACGACCGUUAGUUUUUGGGUACAUACAAUACAUUCACUGACAUGGUCGUCAUAAUUGACAAACGUCAAAAUUCAAAGCGUGGGAAAUAUCUCCGAAAACAUCCGAUUGCUGGCAAACUCGUGCGGUAAAAUCCCGGAAAUGUCCGAAGUGCCUCGGAUUCGUGGGAAACGAAACUGACGUGGUAAAGUGACGCUUCCUGCACGCCAGAUUGAUUGCUCACUCCAAAUCCGCAUCUGUUGAGAAUCCCGGUCGAUCGUAUAGCCCUAUAUCAUCCCCCCGGCGAAGAAAAUGGCUAAGAGGUUCAUCCCGGUCACUUAUCGGACAACCCCCGUAAUCCCGACUCACCUGAUGAAAAAUUCAGGGUGCUAAACUUUGAAUUGCCCAUAUAUGAAAUAUCUAUAACGGCGGCUCGCGGCCUUAAGGGGUGGGGGCGGUGGAAAUCGAGCAAGCGCGCUCCACUGUUGCCAAUGGCAGUCAGUUCGUAACUAAACGCCGCAUGAGAUGGAAUCGACGCUGCUACGCUUCUCGGUCUCCUAAACACGCGUAUGCCGUUUGACAUGUAGACAUUGACGAAUCCGUUCACGAAAAUAAAGUGACAUUCUGACUGAACCGAGUUGUUUUUUUUUACUUCUUUUCUGGGGUGGUGGUUAUGUGUUACCGUUGACUGUUUUGUGGUUGCUUGUUUUUUAUUUAUUGUGGAUUAUUUUACGGGGUGAUUUGGACAGAUUGAGAAACUCUUCCAAGAUCAUAUAGGAAAAUACAGACUGGAUAGCACCGAUAUAAACAUGUCGUGAUCUUAACUUUAUUUACGAGGCCAGAUCCUCGUCCGAUAGACCAGGAGCAUGAAGAGCAGGCUGACACCAGUUUGCAUCCUCCUUAUUUUUUACUUGGACCCGGGCGAAGCUGUUGAUCCGUCUCAAUGCAUAGCGCCCAUUGGCAUGGAGAACGGAGCAAUCAAGGACAGCGAUAUUAGUGCCAGCUCGUCUUUCGACAGCGGCAAUGUGGGACCACAACAUGGAAGAGUGCGGACCGACAAAAACGGAGGGGCUUGGUGUCCGCAGAAACAAGCGACAACCGAACCUGAAGAAUGGAUCCAGAUCGACCUGAAGACGGUCCACAUGAUCACGGCAACCGAAACCCAAGGUCGGUUCGGUAACGGGCAAGGUAUCGAAUACGCCGAAGCCUACAUGCUGGAGUACUGGAGACCGAGGUUGCAGAAGUGGAUUCGGUAUCAUGAUGCCAAAGGAGAAGAGGUGAUUCCGGGUAAUGUCAACCCGUACCUCGAAUCCAAGAGGCAGUUGGAUCCUCCUUUGUGGGCUAGCAAGAUCCGAUUCUACCCCUACAGCUACCACAAGCGCACCGUUUGUAUGAGGGUGGAACUCUACGGUUGUAGAUGGACGGACGGCAUAGUCAGCUACUCGAUGCCCCAAGGAGACAAACGGGGAUCGAACUGGGAAUUCUACGACAACGGAUACGACGGGCUGUGGGACGGUAACGACUUGAAGCACGGCCUGGGUCAACUCAUAGACGGAAAAUUUGGCCAUGACGAUUUCAAAACCGAUUUCUACGACGGCCAGACGUGGGUCGGUUGGAAGAACGACUCCCGGCACAAACCUGUCGAGAUCAAGUUCGAAUUCGACAAAGUUCGAGAGUUUUCUGGCGUUCACGUUUACUGCAACAAUCAGUUUACCAAAGACGUCCAGGUGUUCGCGUUCGCCAAAGUGCAGUUCAGCAUCGGGGGCAAGAGGUUCAAUAGAGGCGAACCUAUUACUUACGAGUACAUAGCGGACAAAAUCUUCGAAAACGCCAGAAACAUAAGCAUCAAGCUCCAUCACAGGGUGGGCAAGUACGUCAAGCUCCAACUGUAUUUCGCGUCGAAGUGGAUUUUGGUCAGCGAAGUGUCUUUCGAGUCUGUGACGGCUCACGGCAACUUCUCCAUCGAACCGGAACCGACGAGUACGCCCCACGUGAAAAUCACCAACGACCACCAGCAUAAAAUUGAGAUCCCCGUGCCGAACGAAAUAAACGACCAAGCUGUGAUUGUAAUCAUAUUUAUAGGAAUUAUUUUAGUUAUAAUUCUCCUAGGGGGGAUCGCCUUGAUAAUAUACCGAAUUCGCAAUAAGAAAUUCACCAGGAGUCCCAACUCCUCGAAUAUAGGGUUCCCUAAUGGCACCAUACCUCAUAUGACCGCCGACUCAGUGUACGGAGUGAACGAAAAAGGUGGCGCGAUAGAAGCGUACGGUGUUACCGAGAUUGAAGAUUAUAGGAGAAGUCACGGAUCGGUCAAGUCUAGCAUGAGAUCCACGCUGCCCCUGCCUCAUCCUAUUCACAACUCUGAGGGAAAUGAGUACCAGGAGCCCUACCAGGCCAUGAAAUUUGCGCCGUACUAUAGUUACAGUACCGUCGUGAUGGAGAUGCAGGACGUACUCCCGAACACCAUGGAAAAGCCGCACAUCAAUCAAGACAAUUACGACUACGCGGUGCCCGAGGCCGGCACUUUACCACUCUUAGGAAGUUGCGAGCAGAAUACACUGCCCAUGACGAGGAAUAGAAUAAAUAGUACAUCUAAAAACCCACGGGUGUCGCUGCGCAGCACUAGGAGUGAAGGCCACGAAUCCAAGCAGCCUCCAAAACAACAUGAUGCCCUGGCAGAGCUUAAAAAGCGCUUGGAAGAAACAACUAUUCCAGAGUUCCCUAGGCACAGACUGAGAAUGCUGUCCAAAUUGUCCGAAGGUGCGUUUGGAACUGUCUACAUAGCCGAAGCUAAUUGUUUGGCAGACUACUCGGCAACCUCGUUGGACACCAGACUCGUAGCGAUUAAGUUUUUGGGUGAAAAAGCGUCCGAAAAGGAAAAGAAAGACUUCUACAGAGACGUAAGAAUCCUCGCCGCUUUGGCAGACGACAACAUAGCAAGCGUCCUCGGGAUUUGUAGCCAGGACGAACCACUUUGCGUUGUCAUGGAGUAUUUGGAGCACGGCGAUUUGUGCCAAUUCUUGAAAACUCACGUGGCCGCCGAAUCCAGUUCCGGUCUACCAUACGGGGUUAAGUCAUUGACCUUUAAUUGUUUGUUAUACAUGAGCACUCAGAUAGCGUCUGGCAUGAGGUAUUUGGAAGCUCUGAAUUUCGUUCACAGGGAUUUGGCUACAAGGAACUGUCUGAUUGGGAAAGGGUACCAAAUUAAAAUAUGCGAUUAUGGGACUUACAACGAAUUAUAUGUCAACGAUUACUAUAAAGUAGACGGGAAUACUCCUCUUCCUAUCCGAUGGAUGUCAUGGGAGGCUGUUUAUCAAAUGAGGUAUACGACAAAAAGUGACGUGUGGGCCUUUGCGGUGACUUUAUGGGAAAUAUUGACCCUGUGCCGAAGACAACCCUAUGAUUGCAUGAACGAUCCGGAGAUUAUGGAGAAUUUGGCAAGACUCCAUUGUGAUGAUAAUCAGUAUAAAUAUCUUCCAAGACCCUCUACUAAUAAGGACAUAUACGAUUUGAUGCUGGAAUGUUGGCGAAGGAAUGACACAGACAGGCCCACUUUUAGAGAGAUCCAUAUGUUUUUGCAGAGAAAAAAUUUAUGCUACGCUCCCGUUUAAGGGCUGAAAUCGAUACACAGAAAGCAACGCUCCGACUACAACCUACUGAAUCUUGGCCCUAAUUUUGUAUAGUUUUGUAUGCAAGACUGCGCUAGUUAUUAGAGGGAUCAAAUCAACUCUUUUUGUAUAUAUGACACAGGGUGAUAUUAUAUUACUUAGUUUGAACAUAUCUAUUAUUUAUUGUAUAGGUUAGACAGUAGUUCUCUUGUUUUACCAAAUCUUGAAAAGCAAAUGAGAUUUUUACACCUUUCUGCCUAUUACUACUGUGGUAUUAUUAUAUGAUGAGACAUAAAACUUUCUUUGGAAAGUACUUAUGUUAGAUAUAAGUUAUGGCACAUUACGAAUUUACACAAACCGGAAAAACUGGAACUGCAUUUAGUCCUUAAUCACAUAAUUUAUAUCUAGGAUAGGAACUUUGGUUUUUGGUUAUUUUAAAAACCUUUCUCGCAAGUUGUUGAAAUUUAGUGGCUUAACAAUGCUUGAAACAUUUGUUAUAAAACUCUUCACUAGCACAAUAACUAAAGACAAUGUUCUAGAUAUUAAUACUUAAUAAUGUAUAAAGUAAAAAAUAUCAGUGUUAAUAUAAAAAAAAAUAUUUACUAGUCAAUUUUUUCAGACAAGCCUACUCUAUAUGAAUGUAAAGUUAAAAAAUAUAAAUAUAAAUCUUUUUACUACAACGAGACAAUGUGACCCUUUGGAGCUUAAACACACGAUAACUGUAUAUUCUAAAUGUAUAUUUAUUUUUAGCUACUGUAAACCCCUUGUUACUAUAUAACGCCUCGAAGAGGUAACUUUCCCCGCUAAACUCGCUUAUGAAAUUGACAUGUAUACUUUUGUAGAUUUUCUAACCACUACAUUACUUUUUUACAAUAGAUUUACAUACGAUUUAUGUAAUUGAGGGAUAUUAAGCAAGCAAUGUUUUACUGAAGGAGGCAAUAUUUUUCAAACUGACACAUAAGUACAUAAACUUGCAUAAAAAUUCGGUAUACAUUUGAAAACAAAUGAUAUUUUAAUACAAUAUAAUCACUUUUUAUGUGCCAAUAAUUUUUUAUCCAUUUACUGCUUCAGAUCUGAUCUCAGCUCUCCUAUUCUAUUUCGAGAAAUUCUCUUAUAGAAAAACGGCAAUAAUUUGCUUUAGGAAAUUGUUUCAUUAUCUGUUAGGGAGCAAAACAUUCCAAAUGUACUUUACGAUGAAAUUAUUGUGUAUGUACUUGCAAAAAUGGCACAAUUUACUACUACUAACUUUUGUUGCAAUAAUUGUAAUGAUUAUGUCCGCAAAAAUGUUUUACACGAAAAAUUAUUACUGUCAAGUAACAUAUCAAGAUUAAAUUAUUAUUG
Messenger RNA from Cylas formicarius (sweet potato weevil), 7721 nucleotides. RefSeq names its product discoidin domain-containing receptor 2-like. The transcript has 14 exons. NCBI's taxonomy places the organism in Eukaryota, Metazoa, Arthropoda, Insecta, Coleoptera, Brentidae. Gene Ontology annotation, biological process: positive regulation of kinase activity; protein phosphorylation; multicellular organism development. The record is from RefSeq and is a predicted model, not a curated record. The coding region runs from base 3642 to 6383 and encodes 913 amino acids. Gene Ontology annotation, cellular component: signaling receptor complex. Gene Ontology annotation, molecular function: protein tyrosine kinase collagen receptor activity; collagen binding; ATP binding.